AUGCACUUUCUCACAUUCUUUGAGUUUUUCGGCACCCAAGUAACCACCAUGUUGUCCAACUUGCUUACAGCGGCGACACUGUUCUUUACACUUCUGGAUACCACUUUGGCUCAACGUAAUGUUUGGUCAAUUACAGAGAACGGUGUAGGUGCUACAAUUGCUAUGAAAAAUGACGCUGCAGUUGAAACGGGUUUUCAUGCUACAGUUUAUGAUUACCCUUGGGGAGACUUUAUUCCAUUUUGGAACGAUAAUUUUGUUGCUGGAGGUUAUUCAACAAGAAAAGUUCUUUCGAGUACAGUUUCCGUGACUGAUCCAAACUUUCACUUCACAGAUCACGUUGGUUCUGCAAACCUUUAUGGAAUGCUAAACACUAACAUGGUCAAUGUAUUGGUUGAAUUGAAAGGUUUUUACUAUGCACAAACUUCUGGUAUUUAUACUGUUAAGGUUAAUGAAAUGAAUGAUGGUGGUUUCAUCUGGUUAGGUAAGGGUGCAUUUGACCCAUGCUCUCAAGCUUCGGAGUCCAAUACUUACGAUGAUGUCUUAUUGGGUGUUAGAAGUGAUGAUGCUCAUUCUUCUUACGUUUUCCUCGAGGCGGGCGUCUACUAUCCAAUAAGGGUUGUUUAUGUUAAUGUUGAAUUGGAUGCACAAAUGCAAUUUCAAAUUAUUGACCCUGAUGGAACAAUUGAUGAUUUCCAAGAUAUCUAUAAUUUCCCUGUUUCAGACAUGGCAGCAUGUGCUGCAGUUACUGCUGGUAUGAGUUUCAGUGUUUCCACGAGUGUUGUUAUAGGUGCUUCCACCGCGUCCACCGAAUAUAAUGCAAUGAUCACCAAUGGCGCAAGUGGUCCAUCUACAUAUUUUGAAGAGAUAAUAUACCUUCCUUCUCCAAAUACCACUUACUACGUAACAUCAACAGGUACUGCUGAGACAACUUACACUUCUACUAGUUUAUCAUUAGCGUCCGAUGGUUAUAGUGCUGUCGUGGUUGUUGUCGAUGGCGUUACUGGAACUGUCUCUCAAACGGCCACAGAAAAUACAAGUGUUACAUCACGUGGUGAUAACACAUUGACAGGUGUUAACCAAGCUACUGGUUGUUCUUUAGAACCACAUUACUUUUCCACUGCAAAUGGUUUCCACGCUACAUUUUAUGAUUACGGUAUCGGUAACGUUUUCGAUAAGAAGUAUUAUGCAAACAGUUAUACCACAGAGCACGUUAUUGGUACUGCACACAGUGUUACAAAUCCAAAUUAUUCUGUUGGCUGGGGUCAACAAGUUAUUUAUAGCCAAGCUACUAUUGAUGCUGGUGGGGGAUAUGUUAACCAAUUGACUGGUUAUUUCCGUCCAAAGACUAGUGGUUUGCACGUCUUUAAGAUCAAGAAUGUCAACGAUGGUGCUAUGGUAUGGUUUGGUAACAACGAUGCGUUUGCAUGUUGUCAACCCGAUGACAUUCCAUACGACUCCCAAAAUGGUGCUUUAUUCUUUACUACAGGAGAUGAUGUUACAGCUUAUGUACAUUUCGACGCAGGCAAAUAUUAUCCAAUGAGAGUGGUUUUAGUUAAUAUGCUUUUGUCUUCCGUUCUUGAUAUUGAAGUUAUUACCCCAGACGUUGUCUUGAGCAGUGACUGGUCUGACUAUGUUAUUUCUAUUACUGAUAUCCAGGAUGGUGCUUGUCCAGGUCCAUUCCUUGAAACUACUGAUUUUGAAAUUUCUAGUGGACUUACUCAACCUUCCACCAGUUACUACAAGACUGACACAGUUGUUGGAGGUACAACUACAACUCAAUUUGUUACAUCUGUUGACUACCCAACUCCAAGUUCCACUAUUGCAACUACUAUAACUUGGAGUAACACUUAUACUUCAUCAAUAUCUUCUGCAAGUUUUUCUUGGGAUGAUACUACUACAACUCCAUAUGAAAUUGUGACAGUCUACGUCCCAUCAUCUGUUCAACCUAGUGGCUCCAACACUAAUACUGCUACUGGUUCUAACACUGCUACUGGUACUAACACUGGUUCCAAUACUGGUUCUAACACUGCUACAGGUACCAACACUGAUACCAACACUGGUUCUAACACUGCUACUGGUACCAACACUAAUACCAACACUGGUUCUAACACUGCUACUGGUACCAACACUAAUACAAACACUGGUUCCAAUACUGCUACUGGUUCUAACACUAAUACCAACACUGGUUCUAACACUGCUACAGGUACCAACACUGAUACCAACACUGGUUCCAAUACUGCUACUGGUACCAACACUGAUACCAACACUGGUUCUAACACUGCUACCGGUACCAACACUGAUACCAACACUGGUUCUAACACUGCUACAGGUACCAACACUAAUACCAACACUGGUUCUAACACUGCUACAGGUACCAACACUGAUACCAACACUGGUUCUAACACUGCUACUGGUUCUAACACUAAUACCAAUACUGGUUCUAACACUGCUACAGGUACCAACACUGAUACCAACACUGGUUCCAAUACUGCUACAGGUACCAACACUGAUACCAACACUGGUUCUAACACUGCUACUGGUUCUAACACUAAUACCAAUACUGGUUCUAACACUGCUACAGGUACCAACACUGAUACCAACACUGGUUCCAAUACUGCUACAGGUACCAACACUGAUACCAACACUGGUUCUAACACUGCUACUGGUUCUAACACUAAUACCAACACUAAUACCAACACUGGUUCUAACACUGCUACUGGUACCAACACUGAUACCAACACUGGUUCUAACACUGCUACUGGUUCUAACACUAAUACCAAUACUGGUUCUAACACUGCUACAGGUACCAACACUGAUACCAACACUGGUUCCAAUACUGCUACAGGUACCAACACUGAUACCAACACUGGUUCUAACACUGCUACUGGUUCUAACACUAAUACCAACACUAAUACCAACACUGGUUCUAACACUGCUACUGGUACCAACACUAAUACCAACACUGGUUCUAACACUGCUACAGGUACCAACACUGAUACCAACACUGGCAACACUGCAACCGGUACUAACACUGGCAACACUGGUACUAACACCGGUAACACUGGCACAAACACUGGCAACACUGCAACCGGUACUAACACUGGUAACACUGGCACAAACACUGGCAACACUGCAACCGGUACUAACACUGGUAACACUGGCACGAACACUGGUAACACUGGCACAAACACUGGCAACACUGCAACCGGUACUAACACUGGCAACACUGGUACUAACACCGGUAACACUGGCACAAACACUGGCAACACUGCAACCGGUACUAACACUGGUAACACUGGCACGAACACUGGUAACACUGCAACCGGUACUAACACUGGUAACACUGGUACUAACACCGGUAACACUGGCACAAACACUGGCAACACUGCAACCGGUACUAACACUGGCAACACUGGUACUAACACCGGUAACACUGGCACAAACACUGGCAACACUGGUACUAACACCGGUAACACUGGCACAAACACUGGCAACACUGCAACCGGUACUAACACUGGUAACACUGGCACGAACACUGGUAACACUGCAACCGGUACUAACACUGGUAACACUGGCACGAACACUGGUAACACUGCAACCGGUACUAACACUGGUAACACUGGUACUAACACCGGUAACACUGGCACAAACACUGGCAACACUGCAACCGGUACUAACACUGGCAACACUGGUACUAACACCGGUAACACUGGCACAAACACUGGUAACACUGCAACCGGUACUAACACUGGUAACACUGGCACGAACACUGGUAACACUGGCACGAACACUGGUAACACUGCAACCGGUACUAACACUGGUAACACUGGUACUAACACCGGUAACACUGGCACAAACACUGGUAACACUGCAACCGGUACUAACACUGGUAACACUGGUACUAACACCGGUAACACUGGCACAAACACUGGCAACACUGCAACCGGUACUGGUACUAACAACAACAGUCCAACAGGUUCAGGUUCCAACUCCGGUUCUAACUCAGGCUCCAAUGGUUCAGGUUCUAACUCAGGUUCUAACGAUUCAAGUUCUAACGGUUCAGGCUCCAAUGGUUCAGGUUCUAACUCAGGCUCCAAUGGUUCAGGUUCUAACUCAGGUUCUAACUCAGGCUCUAACGGUUCAGGUUCUAACUCAGGUUCUAACUCAGGCUCCAAUGGUUCAGGUUCUAACUCAGGCUCUAACGGUUCAGGCUCCAAUGGUUCAGGUUCUAACUCAGGUUCUAACUCAGGCUCCAAUGGUUCAGGUUCUAACUCAGGUUCUAACUCAGGCUCUAACGGUUCAGGUUCUAACUCAGGUUCUAACUCAGGCUCUAACGGUUCAGGCUCCAAUGGUUCAGGUUCUAACUCAGGUUCUAACUUAGGCUCCAAUGGUUCAGGUUCUAACUCAGGCUCUAACGGUUCUGGCUCCAAUGGUUCAGGUUCUAACUUAGGCUCUAACGGUUCUGGCUCCAAUGGUUCAGGUUCUAACUCAGGCUCCAAUGGUUCAGGUUCUAACUCAGGCUCUAACGGUUCAGGCUCCAAUGGUUCAGGUUCUAACUCAGGUUCUAACUCAGGCUCCAAUGGUUCAGGUUCUAACUCAGGUUCUAACUCAGGCUCUAACGGUUCAGGUUCUAACUCAGGUUCUAACUCAGGCUCUAACGGUUCAGGCUCCAAUGGUUCAGGUUCUAACUCAGGUUCUAACUCAGGCUCCAAUGGUUCAGGUUCUAACUCAGGUUCUACCGGUUCUGGCUCCAACUCAGGUUCUAACUCAGGUUCUAACGGUUCAGGCUCCAAUGGUUCAGGUUCUCACUCAGGUUCUAACGGUUCAGGCUCCAAUGGUUCAGGUUCUCACUCAGGUUCUAACUCAGGCUCCAAUGGUUCAGGUUCUAACUCAGGUUCUACCGGUUCUGUCUCCAAUGGUAUUGUUGCACCUGAAAAGUCAACUACGCUAUCUUCCGUUUCUAUUUCUACGAAUGUCCCAUCCGAUGUGAAUACUUUCGAAGCUGGCGCCUCAAGAAAGACUACCAACUCACUCUUCGUUGGUUUAGCUGCAUUGCUUUUAGCUAUAUAG
Molecule: messenger RNA, 5070 nt
Organism: Pichia kudriavzevii
Lineage: Eukaryota; Fungi; Ascomycota; Pichiomycetes; Pichiales; Pichiaceae
Exons: 2
Coding region: 1-5070 (1689 amino acids)
Source: RefSeq, a predicted model, not a curated record